AUGUUCGAUUGCCACGCCUGCCUACGGCAAUGCCUGCGCGUCCUCUCGCCAGAUACACUCCCUAUAUCUCGUCUCGGCCUCCGCCAUCGCGCUGGCUUCCUCAGCUCGCGCCACAGACUGGUGCUACGAAGCCGUGGCUACGCAACAGCCUUCCCUAGACGUGUUCCCUCUACCUUCUCGGCGCAGGCGGUCGUAGAGGAGGGCGAGCCAUGGAGAGGGUCGAAACAAGCAGAGGAGCAGAAGCAGCUCGCAACUGCAACGGUCAAGCGUGAUCGGGACGCAGUCAAGGAUGAGAGGGCUCUCAGGAAGGAGCUGGAGUAUCUGAAGGAUCCGCUCGAGCUGGCGAACUAUGUGCGGAAGAUACUGGCGCAGGGCAAGGAACAAAAGGCGGCAGACAUCGUACAGCUAGCGAGCAAGGAUAGGCAGUGCACUGUCAGCUGGAACCAUCUCAUAGACUAUGAGAUGAGCAAGGGGAGGGUCAAUGCAGCAUUCAAGACAUAUAACGAUAUGAAGAAGCGCGCCCAGACACCAGAUUCAUACACGUACCUCCUCCUCUUCCGCGGGCUUGCGAACAAUGCGCAACUACCAUCAACAGUGGGAAGGGCGUUGGCGCUGUUCCACUCCAUGUCUGCAGAAAAUUCCAAGGUCCAGCCAACUACACUGCACACGAACGCGGUCCUGAAGGUAUGCGCUCGAGCGGGGGACAUGGAUGCAAUGUGGGGAGUCGCAUCCAACAUACCAGAACGAGGAGCCGGCGCAGCCGACAACCUCACCUUCACAACCAUACUUAAUGCUGUCCGGCAGACUGCGCUGGGUAACACACCGAAAGAGUACACUGAGGAUCAGAUCGCACGCCUUCUUGACAAGUCGGUUGUGGAUGCCCGGCGCAUUUGGGAAGACAUCGUCGGCAAGUGGCGCAAAGGCGACAUCUUCAUCGAUGAGGAGAUUGUUUGCGCUAUGGGUAGGGUACUACUCAUCGGCAGCCGGCCACGCGACUGGGACGAUGUGCUUUCUCUCAUCGAGCAGACUAUGAACAUCCCACGCCUCAUGCCACGCCUGGGCACCGAAGCCCGCGCCCUCGCACCUAUACCUCGAAUCCGCGCGCCUCACACGCCUGCCGACAUGAAGAACGACAACCACGAGUUGCCGACCGAUGAGCCCGUGAGAGGCGAUGAGUUCAACGCAGUCGACAUUUCCCAAAGCGUCGGCCGCAAAGGCCGCUCAAUCGCCUACGCCGAACCAGGCCGCAACACGCUCUCCCUGAUUCUGGAAGCCACCCUCAAGACCGUGGCCAAGCAGGCCGCCAUCGGCUACUGGAACCUCCUGACCGGUCCGGAGUACAACGUCAAGCCCGACCUCGAGAACCUACACUCGUAUCUAAGACUGCUGCGCCAAUCGCGGUCCUCUGCCGAAGCGCUCGCUGUCGUCAAGAACGACAUGCACAGCCGCGGCCUCCCCCUGCUGCGCAAGACAUUCCGCAUCGCAAUGAGCACGUGCGUGCGCGACAAGAACAACCCGAACGCCAUGGACACGGCUGGGCAACUGCUCGACCUGAUGGCCAACACGCUCGACCAGGUAGACGUGAGGACGCUCGAUAUGUACAUGGAGCUCGCGUCCUCGGCGCGGAACGGCAAGGACGUGCUGCGCGCGCUGAACCGGCUCGAACCGAGCUACAUCAACCUGCGGAGUAUGGUCAAUUUCGGGAUUAAAGCCCCGAUGGCGCCGGGGCCGGGAUUAAAGCCCGGCGCGAACAGGGGGAGGAGCGUUGAGAGGAACAUGAGUACAGAGGAGACGGAGGCGGCGUUGGGGGUGGUGAAGAAGAUGAUCAGAUGCUACGAUCGCUUGAUGAAUAGGGGAGAGGUCGAGAGGGAGAUGUACGGUGAGUUGACGCAGAGAAGGAGCAAACUUGCGGCGUGGGUCUCGCGGCGGGCCAAUCGGGCUGAUGAGUGGAAGAAGAAGGCGGAGUUCGAGCCCAAGAAGUCGAGCAGAGACAGAAGGCAGAGGAGAGGUGAGGAGGAGGCGGAGGAGUCGGGGCUCAUGACGACGGCGUUGUAA
Messenger RNA from Coniosporium apollinis CBS 100218, 2055 nucleotides. RefSeq lists its product as uncharacterized. The record is from RefSeq and is a predicted model, not a curated record. Gene Ontology annotation, molecular function: protein binding. NCBI's taxonomy places the organism in Eukaryota, Fungi, Ascomycota, Dothideomycetes. The transcript has 2 exons. The coding region runs from base 1 to 2055 and encodes 684 amino acids.